UAUUUAAAGCAGUCGGCAGUCAUUCAAGCAAAUCUCAAAUAGUGCUUCAUGUGUCCCACGGUGCUGAAACUAGAGGGGCAGAUAGUUUUUGUUCCCAAGGGUUUGGGUGUAUCUUGGGCAUAUGAGAGGACUCCACCCCUUUGUGCAUGGGUAUUUUUCCUACCCAUUGGCUGAUUUGCAUCGUGCUGAGGCAGGCCCCAUCUGUUUCAUCUCCUAUGACACCAGGUGCUAAGAGCAUUUGUGACUGUGUUGUGUUGAAGCUGCCCAGAUGCCUCCAUGAUAACCGUAGUUCAAGAUUUGUGAAACUAUUUACAUUUUCAACCUAUUAUGGCUUUGAACAAACUCGGUGCCAGCCUGGCUAUUUAAAUGCCUAUGUUUGCCAAAACAGGGUAGAGCUUAAGGCUUUUAAUCAAAUUGUUAGUACUGUGCUUUUAGAACAGCGCUAUUAUUUCCAGGAAAAGGUGAAGAAUGCCCAAAAACUCUGAUUGCCUUUGGUUUUGGACAACCCCAUUCAACUACAGAGAUGGAGGAUAAAAGCCAAGGCAAGGGGAUCCUUAUGUGGUUUUUGACUCUGUCACUGAAACCCACACGCGCGUGUUGCAAGCUGGUGGCAUCUAAUGAGCGUUGCCUACACCGCACCAACAUUAAUCAGGGAACAGAUAUCUUCAAGUGAACUACGGGUUAGGAGCCUGCAGUGAGCAUCCAGCAAGUCCUUGUUCAGGGUGGAACCAACUGUAAAGGGCGCAGAUACCAACUGAACCAGAUCUGGGCAAGCUCUUAAGUAUGUAAUCAAUGUCAGAGAUGUUUUUCCUCAUCCGUGCAGAAGUUGGAGUUUGUCCGAGACAUGUCUCAUCUGUACUUUUUUUUGCAGUGACUAACACCGUUUCCUCUCAGGCUAUGACCUUGAGAACCUGCAAAUGUGGGAGUUGACCCAGUGGUCACGGGGAACAGGACCCGCGAGCAGCGCCCUUGUCAUGCAUGCAUUGCAAGGUCAUCCUGUUUUUCUCUUUUAGCUCUCUUGCUGACAUUGAGAGGCCUGGGGCAGCCAGAGAAGUCGUGAACAGCAAAGACGGGUUAACUUGGUGGUUCCUCCCUCUGUUCAGAGACAGCCACACUCCAAGAACUCAGCCUCUGGAGUAAAGUCUAGUGCGAUGUGGGGAAAGGGACAAACUCAUCUUAAAUGUCAGCCCGGCAUCCCUGGGGGUGAGAAGUCUGGGAAGGAGCUAGAGGAGGUGAAGCUGCAGAACACCAGCAAGCAGAUUGUCCAGAAUGCCAUCCUGCAAGCCAUGCGGCAAGUCUCCCAGGAGAGCCUGCGGAGGGAAGGCAGACCCGGUGACAGCAGGGCCUGGGGCCAGCUGGGAGGGUGCGAGCUGACCAAGAAACAUGAAAAGAAGUAACGGGUGCUGCUGGCUCUGGCUCUUGUCCCAUGCUUGGUCUCUGCCUUUCCUGUUAGCAUAGGACGUGUCGCCAAAAUGUUGCCAAUAAGCGAAGCAGCGUCAUGGAUGCCUGUCAGUAGAAUGAGUUCACGCUAGCCUUUACGACAAGCUGUGGUUUGCAAAGCUGCGUUAGGGGCUCUUCAUGUCUUUGUAAUACCUCUGGAAGCAGUUGAGCCAGACAUGGCACUCACACCGCGAAAGUCAUUUUAUAACAAACCUAUUUUCCAAGUUCUUUAAAAGAAAAAAAAUUCUACAUCUUGUUUAUUUAUACAUUCUUUUUAUGUAUAAUUCAACCAGCAGCCUUUAUUCCCCUUCAGAGCUACUGAGUGCAGUCCUGUGUUCUUCAUAACUAUUAAAAGACACACUAGAGAGAUGACGGGAUAGGGAUUUAGCCCUGUUCAAAUACAGGCUCACAGGCUGUUACAAUGGUAUAAGUAUAGGUUCAAGGUCAAAUUGAACAGGCAUGUUCUGAGCCCAGCCCUGCACUACAGCCUAUGUUUAUAACACUCCAAGAAAAAGAGAGGGAGACGCGUUUAUGCUGUGUGAGAACUCAGCCCUUUUAAUCUCUGUUCUCUGAAUUGUUUGCGGUUGGUGUUUACCUUCAGUGCGGAGAUCUGGUGUUCUUAGCUGUGGGUUAAAUGAGAUGACUGAGUCUGUAUGCAGAACUGCUGACGAUGCAGUUCUUUGGCAGCCAUCUUGGACAGCCAUACUCUGUGCAUAUACUCUGAGUCCCCACGCUGCUCCUCACCCUGCAUUGACCUACCCCUAUGGGUGGAGAGGGCAGCAUCCUUGGCAGGGAGUCUGGACCCUAUGAUCACUGCUCCAUCACCCAGCCCUGCAUUUCCACUGGGCCCCCUACUGACAGGGAUUCUCCUUCUUCCACAAAAGAAAUCAGCAUGACCACUACAAAAACCAUAAGGUCACGGCUCAGGAAACUGUUUUAUUUUUAAUUCUCUGAGGCGCGUAAACAGAACGAGAAGAGUGAAGUGGCUGCAGGCUGAAGGGGUUUGGAGAGAUGUGUGCGCAUGUGUAUCAACGUAGCCAUCUCCAUGCAACCCCAUAACUUCUUGCUGCUCCUGUGUGGACAAUAGAUGUCUCUCUGAAGACAUCCUUUAGAGUCUGUUUACCGUGCUUUGCAGAGGCCACUGGGCUGGUGCUCCUUGGGAUAGCAGAAGAAUUUAGCCUUGGUUAGAAACCUCUGGUCUACAGAGUGUCAGUGUCUACACUGACACGUGUUCUAAAUGCCAAGUAUUGCUAGCACACAAAAUGUGGCUGGUGUUCAGACACCUCCAGAAUUCCAAUAUUCUAUGCUAUGUGUGACCAGGGAUAAUACAGAUAACAUUAGAUGGGUAAAACUAUUUAUUUUUGCUAUAUUAGACUAUAUUUGGUGGUGCAUAGGUGGAACAAAUUAAUUUAGAGAGAAAGAAUCCAUGGGAGGCAGAAGGUUUGCAAUCUCAGAUAUUGUUUAUUCAUUGAUGUUUUAAAAGCAGAGCUCAUGGCAAUUAAACAAUGAACCUAAGAUCAUAUGGUGACACAGUAGUGUAGCCAGGGCGGCAAGUCGGGAUAAGGGCACUUGGAGAAAUUAUCCAGAUGUGCCCAAAAUGAGAAGCAAACCCAGUGCUUGUAGUUUGCAGGUGACCUGCCACUGUGUCUCUGCUGAGACAUCUGUCUAUAACCCACCUUGUUUCUCUGUCAAAUGUCAGAAACAUAAAUAUGUUAUCUUUCUUCUCUGGUGUGUAUGUACUACUACGCUACGGGUCUGGGAAAUAUUAUUAAAUUCUGUAUCUAAAUACUAUUUAUAAAUAAACUAUAUCCAGCUUUGAGAUACGUA
Messenger RNA from Mus musculus (house mouse), 3267 nucleotides. It is a transcript of the gene Akain1, whose product is annotated as A kinase anchor inhibitor 1. NCBI's taxonomy places the organism in Eukaryota, Metazoa, Chordata, Mammalia, Rodentia, Muridae. Gene Ontology annotation, molecular function: protein kinase A binding. Gene Ontology annotation, biological process: intracellular protein localization. The transcript is spliced from 2 exons. The coding region runs from base 1152 to 1397 and encodes 81 amino acids. The record is from RefSeq and is a predicted model, not a curated record.